This is a messenger RNA of Dentiscutata heterogama, 519 nucleotides long. Lineage: Eukaryota; Fungi; Glomeromycota; Glomeromycetes; Diversisporales; Gigasporaceae. The record is from the annotation of a GenBank genome assembly.
ACGCAAAACGCAGAGUUGACAAAAUAAGUGAUAAUAAUACUACCGCUACUAUGGAAAUAGAUUUAGAAAAAGAAUUUUCCGACCUAAAAAUUAGUCGUUAUGAUUAUGAUGAAUUUUAUGACUUUAGGAAAAUCGGAGAAAGUAGAUUUGGGAUGACAGUGUAUAAAUCAAAAUGGAGGAAAAGAAAUAUUGCAGUUACUCAUAAAAGCGUAAAAAUUGACAUCAUCCAGAAUGAUAGCACCAAAAUUGAUACCAUCCAGGAUAAUAAAACCAAAAUUACUAUCCAGAAGUAUAAGGCUUUUCAAGAGUUUAUUACUGAAGUUUGCCAAAAUUUGUUUAACUGGUAUCGUAUUUUCGAUUUCGACCCUGAAUGCUUAAACGAAGAGGAACUUAAAAUUAAGAAAGCAUUUUUGAAUAAGAAUAAGACAGAGAUAUUAGAUCCAAUAAAACGUGAACAUCAUUAUACGUCUAAAGUCAUUAAUACUCGGAUGAUUUCAGAAGCUUUAAAGAAACAGUCAG